Molecule: messenger RNA, 2527 nt
Organism: Octopus sinensis (East Asian common octopus)
Lineage: Eukaryota; Metazoa; Mollusca; Cephalopoda; Octopoda; Octopodidae
Exons: 2
Coding region: 126-2261 (711 amino acids)
Source: RefSeq, a predicted model, not a curated record
UAAGUAUCCUCUUAACUGUUGCCAUAUCUUCAUUGCUGUUCGAACGAAGCAGACUCACAGAAUAUUUCCAAGAAAGAAAGACUUCAAGCUCAAAGCAAAACCCAAAAACCCGACUCUGAUUCACUAUGGAUGUCCAAGAAGAAAAUACUUUAAGAAAACUUAUCUCUCAGAAAAGAGCUUUAUGGGACUCAGCAAUGAAAAGGUAUGAAGAUGGAGUUGACCAUCAAAAGUGUAGAUAUGAGAGAGGUGGCUGUUCCCGGAGAGAAUGGUCAGAGAAACGAGCUUCAUCUUGGUCAACAACAAAACAAAAAAGGCAUAAAGGAGUCUGUGAAAAGAGGGAAAUGAUGGGAAAAGGAAAUAUUUUGGACAAACACAUAUUGUAUACAAGAUCUAAUGCAUAUGAGGACAAAAUGAAUUUGUUGAUAAAUUCUCGGGAAGAAAUAUGUACUUUUUUAAAAACUAUAGGAACGGAUGAAGAUAAUUUUCUAAAAGGUUUUACACACAAAAUAGAAAUUUUGAUGAAAAACAUUGAAAAAAAUGAUUAUGAUCAAGAUUUUAUUAUUUUUGAAAAACUAGAAUUCUUCCUGGAACAUUAUUUACAGAGAAAUAUUUUCCAAAAUAAACACAAAACCAUUGAGCCACCAAAUGUAACCACAAAAUUUCGGCCUCUUCAACCAGUUGUGACCAAAGUAGCUGAGAUUGAGGAACCUGUAGAAGGAUUUGUCAAAAGCACAAUACUAUCCGAUAUUAUUGUCACACAUAAGGGAGUGGUCACCUUUUCCCGCCAUUGUAUGACAGUUUGUUUUAUGACAAGAGACGGUGGCAGAAAUGAGAUUUGUUGUCCAUCUUCUGUCACCAGUUUCACCAGAACCGGUGAAGACAUGGUUCUGGCAACCCUCCCUUUCCAAAGAAUGAUUCUUUUAAUCAGCCCCACAUGUUUCAAGAUUAAAAGGAUUCAGUUGGGGUUGCAUUUGGUUGCUUACUUAGAACAUUCUACACUGAUAGGUGUAGAAAUGUUUGGUAAGACAGUUUACCAAAUUGAUUGGGAGGAUAAUAGAAUUCGAUAUGAAUUCAUUACUAAAGAAAAACCUACAGAUAUUGCUGUAGGGGUCCAGAAUAUACUUUUAGUUACAUUUUCUACUUCUAACAGAGUAAUCUGUUACAAUUUGGAUGGCCAACAGUUAUGGGAGGUAGAGACCCAUUCUCUGCACCUCCCAAGUAAAAUCUCCCUGUACCAAAAUUAUUUCUAUGUCCUCCAGGGACAAAUUAUUUAUAAGAUUUCGGCUAAAGGUGGUGUAAUAACGAGGGACAUUGGCAGGAAAUGCCACUCUAUUUCUGUUGGUAAAGAUACCAUUUUGGUAACAGAUUAUUGCGGCAAAGCACAUGCCAUUGAAACAAAUGAAUACUUUUGGCCCAAACUGUCAUACAACCACCAGGUACAUACUCUCAGUUUGAAAGACUAUAUUGAUAUUGAGGAUUGCUGCAACAUAACAAAUUUUCUACCUAUGUCUACAUCUUCUAUAUUAGUAAUUUACAAAAACAAGAAAGCUAAAUUAUUCACUGAUAACGGGGAAAUAAUUAGCCAAAAUAAUUUAGUUUUCCUUGAGCUUCCUUCUUUCUGUUGUAGAAUAAACGCAAACAGAUUCCUGGUAUUUUAUCGUGAAAUGAAAGGGUUUCAGUAUAUCACCUGUCCUGAACUAAGAAAAGGCCCUUUAGUAAAGGUCCAAACAGAUUAUAUGAAAAUAUGUCUUAUUGUAUCAAAUAAGUGUUUAGCUGUGACCACCACUGAAAACAAAAUCGAGGCCCAUAUCAUAUUGGUCGAGGAAGAUAAAGUUGACAUUAUAGAAAGAAUUUCUCUGGAACAUUAUAAUGUCAGCAUUGCUGCAACUCCAAUUAAUUUCGUGAUCGUAGAUGGAAACGAAAAUAAAAUGGUAUUUUAUUCCACAUGUGGUAAAGAACUUUUUCAAAAAUACCUUCCAUUCAAUGGCCAACACCAUCAAAUCUACUCUGAUAAUAUUUAUAUUUAUGUCCUCUUCAAGAAACACUCUAUUCUGGUAUGUUAUGAUAUAUACGGAGAAAUUAGAUGGCAAUGGAGACUACCUUUGCCUGUUCACCCUCACCUUGCUAUUUUCCAAAGAACUUUUUAUGUCCUGGACACUCAACUCAACAGGUUUCUUCUUUACAAGUAUCAGGAUGGGUCUUCUGGCUGUUGUUUGCACACAAAUAAUCCUUAUAUAAAAAAUCUAGAUAUACGAGCUUGACAAAGUAUCAUUGGUGAAAUAUGUAAUCUGGUGGUGUCCGACAUCAACCAUGAUUGCUUGUUAUAGAGAAAUGAUGGUCUUCAACAGGGAUCUCUGUUGUUUAAAAUCCAUCAGAACUGAGAAAUACUACAACACAAUUUAUAAAUACAACGGCUGUGGAGGCACAUGGCCUAGUGGUUAGAGCAGCAAACUCGCGGUCGAGAGAUCGCGGGUUCGAAUCUCAGACCGGGCGAUGUGUGUGUUUAUGAGCGAAACACCUAAGCUCC